GCUUUUCCACUUUGCCAGCAAGUAGGGGUAUUUGCAGUUGGUGGUCUGCUUUCUGAUGAGAGACGCCCCUUCAUCUGUUCCCACUGCAGACUUCUCCCAAUUUCAACCCCAGGCGUCAAUACAAACCCCCCCUGUGCAUGCAAGUGCUGGCUUGAUAGAAACAAACAAACUCAGCUUCACAUGCCACCACCCCAUACAUGUUCCUCUGCUAAGGAAACCCCAGACGCUUCCCAGUACCUGCUAACCCUGGGCUUACAAUGGGAAGCUUUGAGAAGAGAAAUUGAUCAUCUUCACAGCAGUCGUUUGAAUGAAAUUUCCCCUGACAGGCUGUCUCUGAGCGCAGAGUCAGUGAAGGAGUCCUAGUCCUGCUCUGAAGCCCCGCAUACUACUGCUCACCCCAUCACAUCUCUCAUCAGAUCGCCUUCUACUCUCCUUCUCCUGCACAGCACUUCCAAAAAAGACAAGAGGUGGCCAUGGAAGAAAACAUGGAAGAAGGACAGACACAGAAAGGUUGCUUUGAAUGCUGCAUAAAAUGCCUCGGGGGUAUUCCAUAUGCCUCACUGAUUGCUACGAUUCUGCUGUACGCUGGGGUCGCCCUGUUCUGUGGAUGUGGUCACGAGGCUCUUUCAGGCACUGUCAACAUUCUGCAAAGCUAUUUUGAAAUGGCAAGAACUGCUGGAGACACACUUGAUGUCUUCACCAUGAUUGAUAUCUUCAAGUACGUGAUUUAUGGGAUAGCAACUGCCUUCUUUGUCUAUGGCAUUUUGCUGAUGGUGGAAGGAUUCUUUACAACUGGCGCUAUUAAGGAUCUCUAUGGGGACUUCAAAAUUACCAACUGUGGGAGAUGUGUGAGCGCAUGGUUCAUUAUGCUGACAUACCUUUUCAUGCUUGCCUGGCUUGGAGUUACAGCUUUUACCUCUCUGCCCGUCUACAUGUACUUCAAUCUGUGGACCAUUUGCCGAAAUGCAACUUUAGUUGAUGAAGCUAACCUUUGUUUGGAUCUUCGUCAGUUUGGUAUUGUAUCUGUUGGAGAAGAGAGGAAAUUAUGUACAUCAUCUGAAAAUUUUCUCAGGAUGUGUGAAUCUACAGAGCUGAACAUGACUUUCCAUCUGUUUAUUGUUGCUCUUGCUGGAGCCGGAGCUGCAGUCAUUGCAAUGGUACACUACCUAAUGGUUCUGUCAGCUAACUGGGCCUAUGUGAAAGAUGCAUGCCGAAUGCAGAAGUAUGAAGAUAUCAAGUCCAAGGAAGAACAGGAACUUCACGACAUUCAUUCUACCCGCUCAAAAGAGCGCCUCAAUGCUUACACAUAAAACACAUGUCCAGCACAUUUAUAACAUUUCAAUUCUUUGUUGUUUUACUAACAGCCUCCCUUCCAUUGUAUAAUGAAAAUUAAGUACUUUUCCUACAAGACGGGGUGCAUUGUUUAUCACCAAUCUACAUAACCUUGGUUGACCAGCACUUGGCUUCUUCACAGUGGUCCUUGUGACAAUGUCAUACUAUGGAGCACCCUUACGUAAUAUUUCCCAAAUUUGUCAUAAUGUGACUGGUUUCUUAGAUGAAAAAAGUAACUGUUAAUACAGUUGUAUCCUUUUUUAACCACUUUCUAUGUGUUUUACAUAAACAUUUUGCAUUGUUUCCUAUGUUUUUGAAAGAGAAAGCUUUUUAUACUUUUCAGUUUUGAAAUCUACUUUUACCUACAGGUAAAUGUCAAAGGGACAGUUGUACAGAACGCAUGUACAACCGCGUACAGUUCUGACUCGUGCAUGGGCAUUUUGGGCAUCUUGAUAGUGUUGCUCCGUGUGAAGUGGUCAUAAGCUCAUGUUCUAUUUGGCGAGUGACAAGGUGCUUUUUAUUGGUGUUAACACAUUAGUAUCAUUGUUUGCUACUAACACUUCCAUAUGCUUAUUCUUUAUUCCCACUAGUUCUGAAAUUGUGAACAUGCAUGCUGUGAUGCAAACGCAUGGGCCCUACCCAUUUAAAAAUAUAUUUAUUACCCUGUAGCUAUUGAAACCUGUAAUUGAUGUUUGCCCAUAAAAUUCCCAUUGCUAAAAUAUGCAUUAAAUCAUUUCAAUAUGAUUUGCCUUAGCAUAUAGAUAUAUAUAUAUAUAUAUAUAUAUAUAUAUAUAUAUAUAUAUACUACUUACAUUUUCACCAUUAUUAUUUUGUGUUUUCUGAUCUAAAAAAAAGCAUCCAAAUCAAAGUAUGACAUACAAACAGUCCCAUUACAUCACUUACUGACAACAUAUAUGUAAAUAACGUCUUUCUCCUAUGACCCAGAGCUACUUAUAUUGUAGGGUUUCAACAUAACUGUGUUAAUGGACCAAAUUUUGAUGUUUUCAUCUACUUUGCCUCCGGAAUGCUCUAUAUGAAUGCUAUCAAGUGUCUUUUAAACUUACGAUUUCUGACAAGACAUUUUUGUCAGUGUUAAAAAUCCUCGAUUAUUUUGUACACCUUAAUGAUCAGUGUGAAUCCUCUCAAUGUAAGUGCAUCACUCCUAUAAAAAGCUCUUUAAAUCAUCUGACUUUUGUAAUAUUGCUCAUUCAUUAUGAUGAGUUUUGUAAAGCGGUCCUUUGAUUUGACCAUGAUAAUACUAUAGUUGUUGCAUGCAUAAACAUUUGAUAGUAUUAGUUAUUUGGUUUUAUAUUCACAUUUAGUCUGUCAACAGUUCUCAUAUAUGCACAGUAAUAAAACUUCUUUCCAACAAUAUUCUUGUAAAACUCUUUCAAAUGCUCUAUUGUAGUGCUCCCGUUUUGUGUCUCAGUUUGUGAUUUUUAACCAAAUGUCCUAUGGAUCAGUGUUAUAAUGUUGAUGCUUUUCUGGCUAUCUUCUGGUAUUAGAGUUUGUAUUUUCACAAAGAAUGCUUUGUAGCAGGCAUUAUGAUUAAUCUGUUUUGUACAUAAAUGUGCCAACAGCUUCAUGGUGGCGUUUUUGAAAUGUAGAACAAAGUGCUUGCAAAAUGUAAUAAACACACUGGUGUACUUUGUGUA
Messenger RNA from Spea bombifrons (plains spadefoot toad), 2987 nucleotides. It is a transcript of the gene GPM6A, whose product is annotated as glycoprotein M6A. The record is from RefSeq and is a predicted model, not a curated record. Lineage: Eukaryota; Metazoa; Chordata; Amphibia; Anura; Pelobatidae. The transcript has 7 exons. Gene Ontology annotation, biological process: neuron projection development. Gene Ontology annotation, cellular component: neuronal cell body; filopodium; plasma membrane. Bases 474 to 1310 code for a protein of 278 amino acids.